UUUUCAUAUUACUCAUCAUGUUGCAUCCAGUUGCCUCUAUUGACCAGGUUCUUCAGAUAGUGUGUGUACCGUAUCAGUGGCGUAUAACUAUGCUCAUGAUUGUUCUUGUCAAUGCCCUUGUAUCUAUCAUGGUGGAGACAUGCUGAGGAGCACCCUGCUGUGCGCGGCGCUGGGGCUCCUGCGCGCCCAGCCUUUCCCCUGCCCCCCCGCCUGCAAGUGUGUGUUCCGGGACGCCGCGCAGUGCUCCGGGGGCGACGUGGCGCGCCUCGCCGAGCUCGGCCUGCCCGCCAACCUCACGCACAUCCUGCUCUUCCGAAUGGGCCACGGCGCCUUGCAGAACCACAGCUUCAGCGGCAUGACGGUCCUGCAGCGCCUGAUGCUGUCCGACAGCCACAUUGUCGCCAUUGCCCCCGGCACCUUCCACGACCUGAUAAAACUUAAAACCCUGAGGCUGUCGCGCAACAAGAUCACGCAUCUGCCGGCCGCGCUGUUGGAUAAGAUGGUGCUCCUGGAACAGUUGUUUCUGGACCGCAACGAACUGAAGGACAUCGACCAAAACAUGUUUCAGAAACUGGUUAACCUGCAGGAGCUCUUUUUGAACCAAAACCAGCUCGCUUUCCUUCCCGCUCGCCUCUUCACAAAUCUGGGGAACCUGAAACUGCUGGAUUUGUCGGGAAACAAUCUGACCCACCUGCCCCAGGGAUUGCUCGGGGCACAGGCUAAGCUUGAGAAGCUCGUGCUCCACUCGAACCAGCUCGUCUCUCUGGAUGCGGGGCUGCUGAGUCGCCUGGGCGCCCUGAAGGAGCUGCAGCUGGACCGAAAUCACAUCCGUUCCAUCGCACCGGGAGCCUUCGACCCGCUCCGGAGCCUGAGCUACUUGACUCUCUCCAGAAACCACCUGGAGUUUCUGCCCUCCGCACUCUUUCUUUAUUCGCACAAUUUGACAUUCCUGACGCUGUUCGAGAACCCGCUGGAAGAGCUGCCGGAGGUGCUCUUCGGGGAGCUGGCCGGCCUGCGGGAGCUGUGGCUGAACCGCACCCGGCUGCGCACCCUGCCCGCCGCCGCCUUCCGCGCCCUGAGCGGCCUGCGGGAGUUCGGCCUGACCCUGAGCCCGCGUCUGAGCGCGCUCCCCGAGGACGCCUUCCGGGGCCUGGCCGCGCUCCAGGUGCUCGCCCUGCACUCCAACGGCCUGGCCGCGCUCCCCGGCGCCUUGCUGCGCGGCCUCGACGGGCUGCGCCGCGUCUCGCUGCGCCACAACCGGCUGCGGGCCCUGCCGCGCGCGCUCUUCCGCCACCUCCGCAGCCUGGAGCGUGUCGAGCUCGAGCACAACCAGCUGGAGGCCCUGCCCGGCGACGCGUUUGCGGAUCUGCCCCGGCUGGCGGAGGUCCUGCUGGGGCACAAUCCCUGGCGCUGCGACUGCGGCCUGCGGCCCUUCCUGGCGUGGCUGCGGCGGCACCCGGGCCUCGUGGGCCGAGCCGAGCCCCCGCGGUGCGGCGGGCCCGGACCCCGCGCCGGCCUGCCGCUCUGGGCCUUGCCGCACGAAGACCCGCAGUGCCCGGGCACCCGCGGCCCGCCUCCCCGCCCCGCCCCAGCCCCCACCCGGGCGACCCUGCCCGCGGCCCCCGUCCACACCGCCUGGGUGCCCGACGGCUCGGAGCCCUGGGGCCGCGCGCAGCUGGUGGCCCGGGGCCAACGCCAAGACCACAGCCUGUUCUGGGGGCUUUAUUUUCUGCUUUUAGCUACCCAGGCCGUCAUAACGGGGAUCAUCGUGUUUGCUAUGAUUAAACUCGGCCGGCUCUUUCGAAGAUUAAUCAGAGAGAGAGAGAGAGCUCUUGUUUGAGUCAGUGGGAAAACCUUGCAACUAAUUAAAACGUGGCCAGAGUAUUGUCAGAGGUGGCUCUGGGGGAGAAUCGAGCCAGGCUGCCGCUGUCGUCCUCUCCCUUCUCCCUCCCCUCCCCUCCCCUCCUUCCCUCCCUCUCUCCCCCCAAUCCCACCUCUGAGAGUACCUCCUCCUCCCUCCCUCUCCACAGAAGGAGUUUUUACACUUGUAAACUGUGUGUGUCUGCUUGGCCUUUGUGUACCCCUACACGGCGUGCCCCAGGGGCCAUGGAUUGUGUCUGGGCCACCGUGGGCUGCACUUUCCCCAGGGCAGAGAGGGGUCUCCUGCCGGUGGAGGAAGGGUGCAGAAGAGCCCGCCAGCUCCACGCCAGGGCCUGUCUACUGCACAGGGUGUCUGGUAAAUGUUUAUGAAAUGAAUGGAUAAAAUGAACUCGCCGGAUCCCAGUGAUGGUGGCUUUUCCCUGGGGGGCAGGAUGGAUUGUUCUCUUUAUCUACUUUAGAAAAGCAGAACUCUACCGGUUCUUUCCCUCGCCCUAUCUUUUUCUCACUUUAUGUAUCUCUGUGGGCUACUGGGGAGAGUGCUGGUUUUUUUCCUUUCUUUGGCGGAGGAAGGAGGCCUACUGACAUGCAGAGCGCAAGGCCUUCCUGCCAGGAGCUCAGCACCCAGUGACAGAAGCCCCUGGAGUCAGUGGUCCUGGCUGAGUGCCAAGGAGCAGGAGGAUGGAAGGAAAGCAGAGACUUGCGGGAGGAGGGGGAGCUCAGGGGAAGGUUGGAGCCUAUAGGGGGUUGGGUCCCCGGAGUCCCUGUGUGUGCCUGCCAGAGACAGCUGUGUCUGCAUGUGUGCGUGCUCUGUAAGUUCCUCCUUGCUACCUCCAUGGGUGAAGUAUGUCAUUGUGACACUGGGUUGGUUUCCAUUUCCUGGAGCUAAAUGCUACCUCAUUUCAAAGCAUUUAUGGAGCACCUAACACGUGACAGGGGUUCAUGAAUGUAAUGAUAAGCUUGGUUUCCAGUUUAUUAUGGUGGCAUCAUGUUCUCAUUUAGUCUCCCAGCUGAGAGCCAUAAAGCACUUGUUGCUUUAAUUGUAUGUCUGUGCUGCGAGAAGCAGUGGUUUAAACGUGGGCGGGAGAGAGAACAGCCGUGGUGUCAAAUCCCAGCUCCACCACUUACUAAUUGCAUAGGGCUUUGGGCCAGACCCCUAAAUUCUUUAAGCCUUGGUAUCCUCAUUCCUGGAAAGGGACACAUAGUACCUGCUCUCACAGAGCUUUUGUGAGAGUUAAGGGCAAUAAAUCAUGUGCUGACUUCGCCUUGCAGACAGUCAGUGCUCAAUAAAUGUUAGCUCUUAUUAUUAAAGAGCAAGCAAUUAGUCCUGCUGUCAUGAUUGCAAAAGAAGAGCUUUGAGUCGGCUUUUCCUCUGUGCAUGUAAAGGUGAGAGCAGACUUUCUCAAACGGGAGAUUACAUGAAAUCAGCUUGUCUUCAGCGGGGUUGGUCCCAGCCCUGCAUGGUCGGGCCUCGCGUGCUCACGGUCCAGAGCAGGGGGUCCUCUGAACAACGCCAAUCGGAUGCAGAGUAGGAAGACCUGGGUUCCUGGCAUUUGUACCUGGACUUCUUCCAAGCCAAGUUCAACUGGUAAAGCCUUCCCUGACGGCCCAGGCAGCCUCAAGUGUUCCCUGCUGUGUACUCCCCUCUCAGGCUACCUCGCACUAAGCACCCUCCUCACUGCCAUGUGGUUGGCUCACCCUUCACUUGGGGGGCGGGGUGUGUGUAUGUGUGUGUUGAUAUAUGCCCCCUGCACUGUAGGCUCCUUGGCCCUACCUUGUCUUCUUUAUUUCCACUGCUCCACAUUUUUGAUGGAAUAAAACCCAGACUUUUUGAUGGAAUGUGGACUCUAGUGCUAACCACUGUGUUCUUGGGCAAGCUACUGAGCAGCUCUCAAAGCCUGUUUCCUCACCAGGAGAGCGGGGAGGAUGGUGGUGCAUACCGUUGUUGCGAGGAUGAAAUGAGAUAACCCAAGCCAAGUAGUGAAGUCAGCGGCUGGUGCAUAGGGGACUCAAUGAAGCUGGCUAUUAUUUUGAUUGUGAACUACUUAAUAACUGUGGUGUUUCACAUUCCUAGUGGUGUUUUAGACUCUUAACUACACAAGUCUACAACCCUGAACAAGCUGAAAUAAUGCUUUGCCAGUUUUUAAGUUGUCUAUAAAUGAUGGGACUCUCCAUGUAGCAUUCUUCAAACUUCUCCCCUGGGCUCACUUUUUUUUUUUUAAGUUUAUUUACUUAAUCUCUAGACCCAAUGUGGGACUCGAACUCACGACCGCGAGAUCAAGAGCCUCAUGCUCUUCUGACUGGGCCAGCCAGGCGCCCCUCACAUGUUUUUGAGAUCUAUCCAUAUGAAGCAUUCAGCUCUAGUUCAUUCAUUUUAAUAGCUGCAUAAUAUUCUAUUGGGUGAAUUUUCCACAACUUAUCUGUUCUCUCAUUGAAGGAUGCGUAUUCCCAUUCUUUUUAUUCCCCAUUACUUCACAUCCUUCUGAACUCUUGAUAGUAUUAUAAUUUUGAAUUUUUUGUCAAUCUGAUAGGUAAGAAAUGGUAUCUUGUUGUUUUAUCUUACAUUUCCCUGAUAACUAGUGAAGUUGAACUUAUUUUUAAAUGUUUACAUGUUUAUUGGACUUAUUUUUAAAUGUUUAAACCUAUAAUUAAAUUUUAGAUUCCUUCUUUUGAAAAUUAUCUGUGUAUAUACAUGGGCCUAUUUAUAACAGAGCAUUUUCUUUUUUUUAUUAUUAUUGAUUUGUAGGAAUUCUUUUUUUUUUUUUUGUAAAGAUUUUAUUUAUUUAUUUGACAGACACACAGUGAGAGCGGGAACACAAGCAGGGGGAGUGGGAGAGGGAGAAGCAGGCCUCCCGCUGAGCAGGGAGCCCGAUGCUGGGCUCGAUCCCAGGACCCUGGGAUGAAGACCCAAGCCGAAAGCAGAUGCUUAAUGACUGAGCCACCCAGGCACCCCUGAUUUGUAGGAAUUCUUUACAUAUCCUGGGCACUAAUCCUCUGUAAAUUGCAUUCUUUGGAACUGUCCUUUUUCAGUUUGUGGCUUAUUUCAUUUUAUUUAUGCUGUCUUGUGUGGAACAGCAGCUUUAAUUUUAAUCUCGUCAAAUUUAGCAAUAAAACUUUAUGGCUUGUGCUUUAAAAAAAAUUUCAUUUAAGAAAUUCUUCCUACUCGGGGCACCUGGGUGGCUCACUUGGUUAAGUGUCCCACCCUGGAUUUUGGCUCAGGUCACGGUCUCAGGGUCGUGAGAUCGAGCCCAGGGUCAGGCUCCAGGCUCAGUGCGGAGUCUGAUUCAGAUUCUCUGUCCCUCUCCCUCUGCUCCUUCCACUGCCUUACUUGUGCACCCUCUCAAAUAAAUAAAAUCUUAAAAAAAAAAAAAAAUUCUUCCUACUCUCAAGUCAUGAAAGAAGUCUCCUAUAUUUUCUUCAAAAAGUUGUGAAAUUUUAUUUUUCACAUUUAGGGCUUUAGCCCACAUGGAAUUUGUUAUUUUAUAUGGUGUGAUGUAGGGAACCAACUAUAUGUUUUCCAAAAGUGCACACCUUUGUUCCAGACUGAUUGUUACCUAGCCCAUUCUUUCCACACCCCGGUCUGCAAAGCUCCCUCUGUCAUUUGUCAAAUUUCCCUAUGUGCACGGGUUGGCCUCUGGGUUCUGUAGCUUAAACCACUGGCCUGUUGCGUCUUAUACUCACUGUCUUCAUUACUGUAGCUUUCAUAAUUCUUGGUACAGGGUCACCACUCCACCUUGUUCUUCCUCAGAAAAAGUCUCAUCUAUUCUGGACCCUUUGCAAUUCCAUACACAUGUUAAGAUUAGCAUGGCCAGCUCCAUGGAGAAACCUGCUGGAAUUCUGAUAGGAAUUGCAGUGAAUUUGUAAACCACUCUGGGGGAAAAUUUGCAUCCUUUACAAUACCCAGUGCAAUUGUCUGUAAACAUGGUUCAUCUUUCUAUUUAUUUAGGUCUUUUCUAAUCUUUCCAUGAGGUAUCAGAAUUUUUUGCAUAAGAAUAUUGCACAGGGGACACCUGGGUGGCUCAGUCGGUUAAACAUCUGCCUUGGGCUCAGGUCAUGAUCUCAGGGUCCUGGCAUCCAGCACCGCACUGGGCUCCCUGCUCAGCGGGAAGCCUGCUUCUCCCUCUGUCUCUGCCUGCCACUCCCCCUGCUUUUGUGCUCUCUCUCUGUCAAAUAAAUAAAAUUAAAAAAAAAAUUUUUUUUGCACAGAUUUUGUUAGGUUUAUUUCUAGCUCUCCUCCCCCCCUUUUUGAAUUGUGGCUGUUGUAGAUGUUAUCUUUUUUAAAAAUUACAUUUUCUCAUGGUUUAUUACCAGUAUAUAGAAAUGUGAUCUAUCUUUAUGUAAUUAUCUUCCAUCCAACAAUAAUUUCAAUAAUUUGCUUCUUCCUAUUAAAACGUUACACCUUUUAUUUACUUAUCUUACUAUUUUAAAAAAAUCUAACCAGCAUUGGCUAAAACCUCCAAUACAAUGUUGAAUAGCAAUGGUCAUGGUGAGCAUCCUUAAAAGCAUCCUGAUCACAAAUGGAACACCUCAAAUGCGUCAUCAAUAAAUAUGACCUUUCUAGCUCUAGUUUACUAAGCAUUUUUUUAAUCGUGAGUAGGUGUUGAAUUUUAUUUUUUUCAUCUAUUCAGAUGCUCGUAGGAUUUUUCUCCUCCAAUGUGUUAAAGUGGUGAAUAAAAUUUAUAGAUUUUGAAAAAUAAAUUAAUUCUUGCAAUCCUAUCAAGUAAACCCAAGCCUAAUCACACAUUUAAAAAAUACAUGUUGGAUUCAGUUUGCUAAUGUUUUGUUUAGAACUUUUAUUAUCUGUUCAUUAAUGAGAUUCCUUUGAAAAAAUUUUAAAAAUAAUAUCUUUGACUAAUUUUGACAGUAUAAUCCAAAUCACACAGCCUCAUAAAGUGCGUGGGGACAGUCUCUCUGGGAACAGUUUGUAAAGAAUACGAUUACAUUUUCCUUGAAUGUAUUCCAGAACUCCUUUGUCUAGUUUUAUUGUGUGUGUACCAGUUAUCAUCACCGCAUUAAAAAUACCCCAAACCUCA
Messenger RNA from Mirounga angustirostris (Northern elephant seal), 6911 nucleotides. It is a transcript of the gene GP5, whose product is annotated as glycoprotein V platelet. Bases 140 to 1840 code for a protein of 566 amino acids. Gene Ontology annotation, molecular function: protein binding. The record is from RefSeq and is a predicted model, not a curated record. The transcript has 3 exons. NCBI's taxonomy places the organism in Eukaryota, Metazoa, Chordata, Mammalia, Carnivora, Phocidae.